This is a messenger RNA of Dimorphilus gyrociliatus, 1766 nucleotides long. The record is from the annotation of a GenBank genome assembly. NCBI's taxonomy places the organism in Eukaryota, Metazoa, Annelida, Polychaeta, Dinophilidae.
AUCUGUUACUUAUUCAAAGUCGUUGCGAACUAGUUCAAGUUAGUUAUAUUCAAUUCCUUAAAUGAUUAAAUGUAACGGAUUAGUAUGUUGGGGCAGAAAAUUAUUAAUUAACUUGGCUGCUUUCUCUAAAAUAUUAUCGACUUAUUCACUAACUGCAUUUAAGUGAACGUUCAUUGCAGUUGGCAUCGAAACCCUAUUGAAUUUCUGCAUUGUUUAUAGUGUUUAUCGAUUGACUAUUCGGAAUGAAAAAACACGACGGUGACAAUACAGCUAUGGAGAAAAACGAUAAAGAAGCAAGGAAGAAAAGGAUUCAAGAAAUUCGAAAUGCCAGAAGAAAUCGACAGCAAAUUCCGAAGCCAGAGAAGAAGAAAAAGGAAAAAGUAGAACCAGCUUUAGUAUUAAAAGUAGUUGCUCUUAGAUUCGUUAUCAUCCUACCAAAGUUAUUGAUUCUCAUUGGAACAAUUUUAUUCCUUGUUGGUGUUAUGCUGUUGGGACUGUCACAAAGAGAAAGUACCGAUUACAACAAAGGAGUCUACUUAGGCCCUAUUUUAAUGACUUUAGGUGUUGUAGUUUUAAUUAGUGGAAUACUUGGAAUAUUUAUAAGAUUAAGACUAAAAAAAAAGGGUAUCGAAAAAGCCAAAAUUGCUAGGAAAUAUAUGAUAGAGAAGGAGUUGAAAAAGCAAGUAUCAACAGUAUCUGAACAAGUAGAAAAUGGACAAAUGAAAGCUCAUUAUUCAGCGGCUGAAAUGUCUCAUUCGAAUGGACAUAAAAGAAGCAUGUAUGACGAGGACACGUCACCGACUCCUGUUGUUACUAUCACCAAAGUUGAAGUUGAAAUUUGUAAGCCUAGCACAAGUUAUGAUUUAGAAAAUGAAGAGAGCUCUAGCUAAAGAAAUUCCCAGGCAAUUUCAUAUUUAUAGUUGUUUGAAAAAAUUAUCUAUUGAAUUCGGUACUGCAGGAUAUUAUUCAGAAAAAGACUGUAAACAGACAAUAAUUACACAUGUACAUUUAACGAGAAACGUUCUUUUAACUCUCUCAUUUAAGAAAAAUGGUAUUAUAUUGUUCUUAAGCAACAAGCGGAAGAGGAAUGAUACUAUUUUUUAUAGCUUAGCAUGAAAAGGGUUAUAAGAAUAUUUUUAAUGUUCGAGAAAAUAUGGUUUAUCAUAUUUACCUUUCAAGUUUGUAGAAACUCUAUUAAGAUGCUUCUUUUCACUUUAUCAUCAUUAGUUUCAAAGUUAAGUUAUAUUUAAUCCUAAUUAUUAUUUUAAGUGAGUUAAUAAAAUAAAAAAAAUGCCCGCAAGCCGUCUAAGGGUAGGAACGAAAAAAGUGUAAAAAUUCAUCAAGAAAGACAAGGUGACGGAUGAGCGUACGAAUCAACAGAAAAGUAGAUCAAUAGUUAGAUUAAAUAUAACGUAUAGAUAGAUAUAUAGAUAACAGCAAAAAAUAAAACAUAGAAAUAUCAUAAAGGAAAAGGACAACGAAAUGUAAACGUUUAACUUUAAUAUUCAUUCUCUAUUGGCUUCACCUUGCAUAGCUCUUUUCUUGAGACGCUUUUUCAAAUAUUAUAUAUAGUUAACUAUUUGAACUAGUUAGAUAUGAAAUUCAAUAAUUUCGGUGCCUUAUACUUGACUGCGUUUGUUUAAAAUGACGAAAGAUAAGAAAUGUUGAAUUUUUAUUCAAUUUUAUGCUCAAGGAACAAAUAACUAUAUCAUAUAUGAUGUUAAUAUAUUUUUAAUAUAACUUCAAAUAUGUAUAUAUAUUUAUAG